Molecule: messenger RNA, 1532 nt
Organism: Linum trigynum
Lineage: Eukaryota; Viridiplantae; Streptophyta; Magnoliopsida; Malpighiales; Linaceae
Source: the annotation of a GenBank genome assembly
GUAACUAAUAAUUUUAUUAACUUGUUAUAAAAUGUAAAAGCGAGCUAUACAAAUUCUUUACAUUGAUUCAAAAUCCAUUUGAGGUUCAGAGCUCUCUACCAAGGAGGGCAAUGACGAUUAACGUGUAUGUCUGGACUUGGUGGAUAAUGGUUGUUGAUGUUGUUGGGUUGGCACCAAAAAUUUAUUUUGAAAAAAAAAAAUGACAUAAUGGGCUUACUUGUCUCUAUCGGCCCAGACACACGACGAAGCCCACGAACCAAUGGCAUUUUCGCGGUUAUCAGGCAGCACAAUGGGCAAUUUACCAAGCUUUCGCCUUCGUACAUAAAGCGAGGAACCUUCAUUUUUAGGGUUUCUCACUAAACCAGCGGCAAGGAGAAGAAGGCAGGACGAAGAUCAGCCGCCGCCGCCGCCGCCAUGGUUCUCAAGACCGAGCUCUGUAGGUUCAGUGGCCAGAAGAUCUACCCAGGGAGAGGCAUUAGAUUUAUCCGUGCUGAUUCUCAGGUGUUCCUCUUUGCCAACUCGAAAUGCAAGAGGUACUUCCACAACAGGUUGAAGCCAUCCAAACUUACAUGGACAGCAGUGUUUAGGAAGCAACAUAAGAAGGACAUUGCUCAAGAGUCUGUGAAGAAGAGGCGCCGUGCUACUAAGAAGCCAUACUCUAGGUCCAUUGUUGGUGCAACCUUGGAGGUCAUCCAGAAGAGGAGAGCAGAGAAGCCUGAAGUUCGUGAUGCUGCCAGAGAAGCUGCUAUCAGAGAAAUCAAGGAGAGGAUCAAGAAGACUAAGGACGAGAAGAAGGCGAAGAAAGCCGAAGUGACCAAGUCGCAGAAGUCACAGUCCAAGGGUGGUGCUUCGAGGAAUGCCCCGGCCAAGGGUCCUAAGCUAGGCGGUGGAGGUGGAAAGCGCUGAACAAUCUCUAGCUAGCUUGCGUUUCUUCAGGGUUCUGUUUUGCAGACGGUGGGAGAGGACCAGAUAGUCUUGGACUCUUGGUUGUAGUUUUUAAUUUGGUAUUUUUGUCAGAAAGACUCGGUGACUCUAAACCCCAUUUUUGUUCACCUCUUGUUGUUACCAACUUGAAUUUCGAGUUAAGGAAGAUUUUUAAUGUCGCUUUUCUGUUGGAUCUUAAGAUUGUCUACUUUUAUUUGUUUUUGCAGUCAUCUACAAAUGCAAUACGGUUUCAUGGUGUUGAUUUUGUCCUCAUUUCUGUUAAUCCUAAUUGUCGGAAGGGAAAAUGAAACAGAAGCUCAUAGCCUGUCCUUUGUAAUUCACUAUGUUUGGUUAAAACUUAAUAAUAGUAAUACGUGAAUGUAAACUCAACUCCUAAAGCUUUUUCUUGGUUGGCCCUGAAUAUAACCAUUACCAAAUCUACAUUGACUCGAAUAUUAUACGAUUAGGUUUUUGGUUCUAUAAAUCUCAUGACUAUUGAAGAAAAAUCAUUUGAGUUGAUUUUUGGUUCGGUGUGUCAAAUCGAAGCUAAAGCAUUGAAUACAAUGAUAGUCCAGUUAUUAAUAUUCCAAUAACUUUUAUCAUUGAUA